Messenger RNA from Electrophorus electricus (electric eel), 5352 nucleotides. The record is from RefSeq and is a predicted model, not a curated record. NCBI's taxonomy places the organism in Eukaryota, Metazoa, Chordata, Actinopteri, Gymnotiformes, Gymnotidae.
ACAUUUCAAAGUCGUUUCUCCGGGGUGUUUGAACAGGAAGGCGGACAUGUUGAUCAGGCAGACGGAGAAAGUUGGGCACAUUCUGGCUUUUUUUUUUGUUGAAAAUAACGUCGAUUAAAGCCCGAAUAAUCUACAUCAAAGGAGCCAACUGAAUUAUUUUACAGAUUAACAACCAAAGGUGAUUUAUGAAUUUGAGAGAUCUCUCGCCGGUACUCCAGUGGGACCUUUUAAUGGGAUCAUGUUAUAAAAGUGAUCGAAAUCUGAAGACGAAUUUUUUUUUGCCACUUCAGCUUUGCAGCUGUCAGACUCUCUGAAAUGGACAAGGGCCUGGAGGACUGUGGAUUAUUUCUCUUAUUUCACUAAAAAACUUUGCUUUUAUUUGCACUAGGCAGCCUUGUGUAAGGGACUCGUAAACUUCUUUUAGGUCACUAGUGUGCGAAGGCUUCUGCGCUGGCGCUACUUUAGUAGUUUAGUUUUUAUUUGCCAGGUUUUCACGGAUUAAUCUGGACGUUUGUUUUUCUUAGAAAAUGCGGGUUUCCUUCGUCCGUCGGUCUUUUUUUACGCGUUGUAACGAGAGUGGGAACCCGAGACUUCUCCAGACGUCUCUGUGAUCGGAGUGUGAAGGAAGUGAGCUGCUAAGCUAACGUAUUAGCUGGCUGAGAGGGAUAUAACGCAGUUUAACUCAUCGCCGGCGCGGAAAACAGCACAAUGUCUUCUGGGGAGAGUUUAACGGCUCGAUUUGAGAAAAUCGAUGCCAUGUUGAAGGAUCCCAAAUCCGAGAUAAACACCGACUGUCUUCUGGAUGGUUUGGAUGCUCUGGUCUACGACCUCGAUUUCCCUGCCUUGAGGAAGAACAAGAGUAUCGACAACUUCCUGAACCGAUAUAAGAACACAAUCAGUAAGAUUCGUAGCCUGCGGAUGAAGGCUGAUGACUACGAGGUGGUCAAGGUCAUCGGCAGAGGGGCGUUCGGAGAGGUGCAGCUGGUGAGACACAAAGCCACCAGAAAGGUCUUUGCCAUGAAGCUUCUCAGCAAGUUUGAGAUGAUCAAACGCUCGGACUCGGCAUUCUUCUGGGAGGAGAGGGACAUCAUGGCGUUCGCCGACAGCUCCUGGGUGGUCCAGCUGUUCUACGCGUUCCAGGACGACCGCUACCUCUACAUGGUGAUGGAGUAUAUGCCGGGUGGAGACCUGGUGAACCUGAUGAGUAACUACGAUGUGCCAGAGAAGUGGGCGCGCUUCUACACGGCCGAGGUGGUGCUGGCGCUGGAUGGCAUCCACGCCAUGGGCUUCAUCCACAGGGACGUGAAACCUGACAACAUGUUGCUGGACAAAACGGGCCACUUGAAGUUGGCAGACUUCGGUACCUGCAUGAAGAUGAACCAGGAUGGUAUGGUACGAUGCGACACGGCGGUGGGGACGCCCGACUACAUCUCUCCGGAGGUGCUGAAGUCUCAGGGUGGAGACGGAUACUACGGCCGGGAGUGCGACUGGUGGUCGGUGGGGGUCUUCCUGUAUGAAAUGCUUGUCGGUGACACGCCGUUUUAUGCCGACUCCCUGGUGGGGACGUACAGCAAGAUCAUGAACCACAAGAACGCGCUGACCUUCCCCGACGACAGUGACAUCUCCAAGGAUGCCAAGAGUCUCAUUUGUGGCUUCCUCACUGACAGGGAAGUGCGGUUAGGGCGUAACGGCGUGGAUGAGAUCAAACGUCACCCUUUCUUCAAGAAUGACCAGUGGAGCUGGGCGAGCAUCAGGGAGACUGCUGCCCCCGUUGUGCCGGAACUGAGUAGCGACGUCGACACAAGCAACUUUGACGACAUCGAGGAGGAUCGAGGAGAGGAGGAAACCUUCCCCAUCCCCAAAGCCUUUGUUGGAAACCAGCUCCCCUUUGUCGGCUUCACGUACUACAGCGGACACCAGCCACCUCGAGGGUCAAGCAUGAAGACGAGUGAUAAACACAGCAGCAGCGCUAAAGAAGACAAGAGCCAUUUGGAGAACCUACAGAAGAGGAUCCACCAGUUGGAGGAGCAGCUACACGGGGAGAUGCAGCUGAAGGACGAGUUGGAGCAGAAGUGCAGGGCAUCCAGCACCAAGCUAGACAAGUUAACGAAAGAAUUCGAUGAAGAGGGCAAUGCCAGGAAGACUGCAGAGGCCAGUUUAUCUCUGCUGGAGAAGGAUAAACUAAUACUGCAGCACAAGGUGACGGAGCACCAGCGCAAAGCUGACCAGGAAGCUGAGAAGAGACGCAACGUGGAGAACGAAGUGUCCUCUCUGAAGGAACAGCUGGAGAACAUGAGGAAGAUCAGCCAAAGCACCCAGGCCUGCAGCGAUAAGAUCGCCCAGCUGCAGCACCAGCUGGAAGAGGCCAACGACCUGCUGCGGGCGGAAUCAGACACGGCGGCCCGGCUGAGGAAAAGUCAGACGGAGAUGGCGAAGGCCAUGAGCCAGCUGGAGGGAAUGAACGGAGAGCUGCAGGAGAAGAGCCGCGUGGCAGAGAGCGGCCGCCAGCAGCUGGAGAGAGACCUGCUGCAGCUGCAGAACACGCUGGACACUGAGAGACGCACCUGCAGCCAGGGCUCUGAGGAGAUCCACCAGCUACAGGCUCGUAUUACAAGCCUACGAGAGGACAAUAAUAACCUGAAGCAGAGUUUGUGUAAGGUGGAGGCUGAGAGGAAGCAAGCCCAGGAGAGGAGCAACAGUCUGGAGAAGGAGAAGAACAGUUUGGAGAUUGAUCUGAACUACAGGCUGAAGACCCUACAGCAGCGUUUGGACCAGGAGAUGAUGGAGCACAAGGUCGCUCGUGCGCAGCUCACAGACAAAUAUCAGAGCAUCGAGGAGGCCAAGUCUGCCGCCAUGCAUGCUGUGGAGCAGAAGGUGUCUGAUGAGAGUGUGUUGCGUUUGCGGGCGGAGAGUCGUGUGGUGGAGGUGGAGAAGCAGUGCUCCAUGUUGGAGUUUGAUCUCAAGCAGUCGGUGCAGAAGAUGGAGCAGCUGGUGAAGCAGAGAGAGAGGUUGGAGGAAGAAGUGAAGGCACUGCGUCUGCAGCUGGAGCAGGAGUCAGGGAAGCGAGCCUUGGCCCAGAGUGAGCUGAGGAGCUGCUCCGGUGAGGCCGAGCGCCUCAGGGGCUCUGAGAAGCAGCUAAAGCAGGAGAUCAACGUGGCCCUGGAGAGCAAGCGCUCGCUGGAGUUCCAGCUGGCCCUGCUCACCAAACAGUACAGAGGGAAUGAGGGUCAGAUGAGGGAGCUCCAGGACCAGCUGGAGGCUGAGCAGUACUUCUCUACGCUCUACAAGACACAGGUGAAGGAGCUGAAGGAGGAGCUGGAGGAAAGGAACCGCUUAGUGCAGGAAACACAGAGAAGAGUGCAGGACAUGAACGCUGAGAGGGACACUCUGAUAGCACAGCUGGAUCUGACAGUGACUAAGGCAGAGUCUGAGCAGCUGGCGCGGGCCCUACAGGAGGAGCAGUACUUCGAAAUGACUCAGGAACACAAGAAGAGCUCUGCACGCUACAAACUAGAGCUAUGUGAGAGAGACAGCACGAUAGCACGGCUGGAAGAAUCUAGCAAAGUGCUCACCAAAGACAUAGAGAGUGUCCGGAGGGAGAAAGGUGAGCUCCAGGACAAGCUCCGCUCUCAGGAGGAAGAGUUCCAGAUCCGGAGGGAGGACAUUUCAAACAACAUCAAGGCCACGUAUGAGAAGAUGCUCAACCAAGAACGGACCCUGAAGACCCAGGCGGUGAACAAGCUGGCUGAGAUUAUGAACCGUAAGGAUAUGAAGCUGGACCAGCGGAAGCGGGGCAGCACCACGGACCUGCGCAAAAAGGAGAAGGAGAACCGCAAACUCCAGCUGGACCUCAACCAGGAGAAGGAGAAGUUCAACCACAUGGCCAUCAAGUACCAGAAGGAGCUGAGUGAGAUGCAGGCGCAACUGAUGGAGGAGAGCACGUACCGUAACGAGCUCCAGAUGCAACUGGACAGUAAGGAGAGUGAUAUCGAGCAGCUGCGUGAGAAACUCAGUGACCUGCAGCUGCGCAUGGACAACUCCAGCGUGACCAGCCUGCAAACGGACGAGACUGACAGCGGCUCUGCAGUUCUCAUCUUCUUCUCCUGGUGUGCAGUAGGUGUUCUCCUGCUGUGUGUGUACAGUUCUCUUAUCUUCUCCUCAUGUGCGGUGUUCUCCUGCUGUGUGUGUGUGUGUGUACAGUUCUCAUCAUCUUCUCCUGGUGUGCGGUGUUCUCCUGCUGUGUGUCCUCUGUGCUCUGCCCUCUACUCGAGGCUGGAAGGCUGGCUGUCUAUUCCCAACAGAGCCAACAUCAAACGCUAUGGCUGGAAGAAACAGUACGUUGUGGUCAGCAGUAAGAAGAUACUCUUCUACAAUGAUGAGCAGGACAAGGAACAGUCAAACCCCUCUGUGGUGCUGGAUAUAGACAAACUGUUCCAUGUGCGUCCUGUGACACAAGGUGAUGUGUAUCGUGCAGAGACUGAUGAAAUCCCCAGAAUAUUUCAGAUCUUGUAUGCAAAUGAGGGGGAGUGCCGUAAGGAGGAUCUAGAGGCAGUCCCCCAGGGCGAUAAGACCAACUGCCUGCCCCACAAGUGUCACGAGUUCAUCCCCACCCUCUACCACUUCCCCACCAACUGUGAGGCGUGUGCCAAACCCCUGUGGAACGUGUUCAAGCCUCCACCCGCUCUGGAGUGUCGCCGAUGCCACGUCAAGUGCCACAAGGACCAUCUGGACAGGAAGGAGGACGUCAUUGCCCCCUGCAAAGUGAACUAUGACGUGACGUCAGCGCGAGACAUGCUACUGCUGGCUCUGUCGCAGGACGAGCAGAAGAAGUGGAUUGGCCACCUGGGCAAGAAGAUCCCCAAAACGCCCCCCGCCACCUUCACACGCGCCUCCCCCCGCUCCAUGUCUUCGCGCUCCGUCGCCAACCAGUCCUUCCGCAAGAACCCCAAAAACCUGUCCGGCAAGUCCAGCUAACCACCUGAAGCUUCCCUCUGAUCCCUGGGACUCAAUUAGGACUCUGUACCUCUCACUCCUCAAAAUCAAUACAUGUAAACAACACGAUUAAACCUUUAAAAGCAUUUGAAAUAUGAAAAAGUGGAAUUGGUCCAAUGGGUCCGUUUGGACGUUGGGUUGCAGGAGCUGGCUGGUCUUGUGCUGGGGUAAGGGGGGGCAGGGCGGGUUGUGAGCGGCGGGUGGGCUCGGACCCUGCACUUCUUCAUCUCCAUCUCCACAGCACGGCUCCUCCCAGCCACCAGGGGGUACUCAGACAUCUUUCAUCGCUUGGGAUGGAAACUGGGACCACAUCUGGCUUGGUGCGGUUCUUAAGGGAGCUUUUGGGGCAAGGUGGGUGGG